AAUGUUUUUCAUGGCAACGUUGCCAGGGAGAUGGGAUAUUUACCAACAAGGCCAACAAGUUACCAAAAGAACUUUUCUCCAGCUCUGAAAAUUCGUUUAAAAAAAUGCCAAUUUUCUCAAAGAAAUUUUCCUACAAAAGUGCCCCACCGCGGAAUAGAAGAGUCCUCGAAAGUGACUGCCCGCGGAUUCAUGAGAAGCUGGAGGAAUUCCGGAAUAUUCAGCUACAUCUCGACGAAGGUGGGUAUACAUUUGCAAAUGGUGCCUGGACGGAGGGAAUGACAAAGGAAUCUGCCACAAGUAGCAGAGGAACAGCCAGCAAUGAGCAGCAGCUGAGGGAGAAAGUUACAAAAUUAACCGAAGAAAAUAAUUUGCUGAAGAUUAAAAUUGAUAUUCUUGUGGAUCUCUUGACGGAAAAUACAGUUGAAUUGAAUGAAAUAAAGGAG
Molecule: messenger RNA, 443 nt
Organism: Lutzomyia longipalpis
Lineage: Eukaryota; Metazoa; Arthropoda; Insecta; Diptera; Psychodidae
Gene: Cby
Product: protein chibby homolog 1
Exons: 1
Source: RefSeq, a predicted model, not a curated record